AUGAAUGAAAAGUCACAAUUGCCAAUCCACAGAAGAGUAGCUUCCGAAACAAGCGAGUGGAAACGAUUACUCCGCACUUGGGGUAUUGUCACAUUCUGUUCACUUUGCAUCCUUAGCACCUACUUAUCACCUACAUUCUUCAAUUAUUGGUUCACCCUAGGUGGGCAACCAGAUAAUCCUGAUGGUCUUUGUCCCCUUGUUCCCAAAAUCAAUCCCAUUGAAGAUAUCAACAACCCCAAAACACUCAAAAAUAUUCUCCAUGAAGAUAAAUUCCACAAACAAGAACGUGAUCGGUUACUAGGAGCAAUUCAAGUCCCUACUGAAGUGUAUGAUGACAUGUUGACUCCAAAUUCAACAACUACCUUGAAAGAAUUGCUCAAAUUGGAACCCAGAUGGAAACCAUUUCUCAAGUUUCACAAGUACUUGGAAAAAACGUACCCCUUGGUGCAUAAACAUUUACAAGUUGAGAAGAUUAAUCAUUUGGGAUUGGUGUACACUUGGAAAGGAAAGCAUGACGAUAAGAAACCCAUUAUAUUGGCUGCUCAUCAAGAUGUUGUGCCUGUUCAAAAAGCCACUGUUGAUCAAUGGACUUAUCCUCCGUUUAAAGGUGGAUACGAUGGGAAAUAUCUUUAUGGAAGAGGUGUGUCUGAUUGUAAAAACUUGCUAAUCGGACUCCUCUCUACCAUUGAGUUACUAUUACAGAACAAGGAGUUUCACCCAAAAAGAACAAUUAUUUUGGCAUUUGGUUACGAUGAAGAAAGCGCAGGAACUGGAGCGGCUGAGAUUGCCAAGCAUCUCCUAGCUCGGUAUGGGCCCGAUUCCAUCUUGCAAAUCAUUGAUGAGGGGAACGAAUCAUUUGAAGAGGUUGAAGGAUUGAAAUUGAUCUUACCAGCAACUGGUGAAAAAGGAUACUUGGACUCUGUGAUUGAAUUGUAUACACCUGGUGGUCAUUCAAGCGUACCUCCAAAACACACAUCAAUUGGAAUCAUGGCUCAAUUGAUUACUGAGAUUGAAAACGAUGCAUUUCUGCCCCUACUCACUCAAGUUAAUCCAAUAAUGGGUGAGCUCUUUUGUUUAGCUGAACAUAGCCCCACUUUGAACCCAGAUAUAAGACGCAAUAUCUUGAAAGCUCAAGUUGAUGCCAAUGCAAACAAGAAAGUUGUCGAAUACUUGGAUGCAAACUUGGAUACAAAAUAUUUGAUCACCACUUCCCAAGCUAUCGAUGUUGUUGAAGGUGGAGUCAAGUCAAAUGCGUUGCCUGAACAUGUAUCGAUGUUGGUCAACUCAAGAAUCUCAGUUGAAGAAUCAGUACAGGAUGUCAUUGACAAGUAUCAAUUCCAUAUUAAAGCCAUUGCCCAAAAAUUCAACCUUGGUCUCAUCUUGAAUGGGGAACAAGUGAUUAAACCAACAAAUCAAGGAUAUUUUAAUUACUCACUAGUUGAGCCAUUGGAACCAGCACCUGUGUCUCCUAUUAAUGGCGAAAGUUGGAAUUUGUUUGGUGGUGCAUUACGAUACUUGUAUGAAGACUUGGUGUUCCCCAAGCUGAAUGAUACAUUCGUCGUGGCACCAUUCUUAUCUACGGGAAACACCGAUACUAAAUCAUAUUGGGACUUGAGUAGAAACAUCUAUCGAUACCAGCCUGGUUUGCCUAAUAGCAAAAGUGGUAUUCAUUCAGUUGAUGAGCGGUUAGUAUUUGAAGGACAUUUCCAUAUCAUUGCCUUCUAUUACUACUACUUACAAGUCAUAGAUAAAGCUGAUGAUGCAAAAUUUUAA
Molecule: messenger RNA, 1773 nt
Organism: Lodderomyces parapsilosis
Lineage: Eukaryota; Fungi; Ascomycota; Pichiomycetes; Serinales; Debaryomycetaceae
Exons: 1
Coding region: 1-1773 (590 amino acids)
Cellular component (GO): fungal-type vacuole lumen
Molecular function (GO): metallocarboxypeptidase activity
Source: RefSeq, a predicted model, not a curated record